Symphalangus syndactylus (siamang) is the source of this 8383-nucleotide messenger RNA. RefSeq names its product BCL11 transcription factor B (gene BCL11B). Gene Ontology annotation, biological process: positive regulation of transcription by RNA polymerase II. Gene Ontology annotation, cellular component: nucleus. NCBI's taxonomy places the organism in Eukaryota, Metazoa, Chordata, Mammalia, Primates, Hylobatidae. The record is from RefSeq and is a predicted model, not a curated record. Gene Ontology annotation, molecular function: DNA-binding transcription factor activity; RNA polymerase II cis-regulatory region sequence-specific DNA binding.
AACUCCAUCAUCUACCCAAUCCUCGCCGCCCGCGACCAUAAAACAAAAAGGCAGCCCCAGCCAUAGAGAGACCGAGAGCUCCCAGAGAACCCGGACUCCGCCAUCUUCACGUUGCAAUCUAUAGCUCCCAGUCUGCGCCCGCACCGACCCAGGCGCACUGGGCGAGCCGCCCCUCCGCCCCGCUCCCCCCGGGCCCGCGGCGCCAGGGGAGCGCUGGGGAGCGCUCGCGGGGACUCGGCAGCCCCUCCGGCCGGCGCCAGCCUGCCAGGUGAACUGGGAAGGAGCCUCUCCUGGUGUCCCCCCAGAGCAUCGGAAGGGUCAGUCUCCGAGAAAAACAAAAACAAAAACAAAAACAGGCAGCCCGCAGAAAACCCAGAAACAACCGAACCGGGGCAGUUUUACAUUGCUUUGGGUUUUUUGAGGGGGCGGGGUGAGGGGGUACGAGACAAGUCCCCAAGUUUUCUUUGCUUUUUUUUUUUCCUUUGCUUUUUCUUCUUUUUUUUUUUUUUUUAUUUGUUUGCAUUUUUUUCCCCUCCUGGUAGAAGUGCACUUUCCACCUACCAGACCCUGAAAGAAAGUGUCAGGAGCCGGUGCAAAACCCAGUUUAAGUUCAAGAAGACAUUUGCAAGUGCAAGAGGCCAAGCAGUUUGAAGAAGUGUAAGAUUUUUUUUUUCCUUCGAAAGAAUAUAUUUUUAAAGAAACCAGCCAGUCCGCGGAAAGCAACAGCAGUUUUUUUUUUUUUUUUUGCCUCUUUUUCUUAUUUUAGAUCGAGAGGUUUUUCUUGCUUUUCUUCCCCUUUUUUUCUUUUUGCAAACAAAACAAAAAACAGCAUAGAAGAAAGAGCAAAAUAAAGAAGAAGAAGAGGAGGAAGAGAGGGCAAGAGAGGAAGGGAAAAAAAACACCAACCCGGGCAGAGGAGGAGGUGCGGCGGCGGCGGCGGCGGCGGCAGCGGCGCGGCGGCAGCGGCGGCGGCUCGGACCCCCUCCCCCGGCUCCCCCCAUCAGUGCAGCUCUCCGGGCGAUGCCAGAAUAGAUGCCGGGGCAAUGUCCCGCCGCAAACAGGGCAACCCGCAGCACUUGUCCCAGAGGGAGCUCAUCACCCCAGAGGCUGACCAUGUGGAGGCCGCCAUCCUUGAAGAAGACGAGGGUCUGGAGAUAGAGGAGCCAAGUGGCCUGGGGCUGAUGGUGGGUGGCCCCGACCCUGACCUGCUCACCUGUGGCCAGUGUCAAAUGAACUUCCCCUUGGGGGACAUCCUGGUUUUUAUAGAGCACAAAAGGAAGCAGUGUGGCGGCAGCUUGGGUGCCUGCUAUGACAAGGCCCUGGACAAGGACAGCCCACCGCCCUCCUCACGCUCCGAGCUCAGGAAAGUGUCCGAGCCGGUGGAGAUCGGGAUCCAAGUCACCCCCGACGAAGAUGACCACCUGCUCUCGCCCACAAAAGGCAUCUGUCCCAAGCAGGAGAACAUUGCAGGUAAAGAUGAGCCUUCCAGCUACAUUUGCACAACAUGCAAGCAGCCCUUCAACAGCGCGUGGUUCCUGCUGCAGCACGCGCAGAACACGCACGGCUUCCGCAUCUACCUGGAGCCUGGGCCGGCCAGCAGCUCGCUCACGCCGCGGCUCACCAUCCCGCCGCCGCUCGGGCCGGAGGCCGUGGCGCAGUCCCCGCUCAUGAAUUUCCUGGGCGACAGCAACCCCUUCAACCUGCUGCGCAUGACGGGCCCUAUCCUGCGGGACCACCCGGGCUUCGGCGAGGGCCGCCUGCCGGGCACGCCGCCUCUCUUCAGCCCCCCGCCGCGCCACCACCUGGACCCGCACCGCCUCAGUGCCGAGGAGAUGGGGCUUGUCGCCCAGCACCCCAGUGCCUUCGACCGAGUCAUGCGCCUGAACCCCAUGGCCAUCGACUCGCCCGCCAUGGACUUCUCGCGGCGGCUCCGCGAGCUGGCGGGCAACAGCUCCACGCCGCCGCCCGUGUCCCCGGGCCGCGGCAACCCUAUGCACCGGCUCCUGAACCCCUUCCAGCCCAGCCCCAAGUCCCCGUUCCUGAGCACGCCGCCGCUGCCGCCCAUGCCCCCUGGCGGCACGCCGCCCCCGCAGCCGCCGGCCAAGAGCAAGUCGUGCGAGUUCUGCGGCAAGACCUUCAAGUUCCAGAGCAAUCUCAUCGUGCACCGGCGCAGUCACACGGGCGAGAAGCCCUACAAGUGCCAGCUGUGCGACCACGCGUGCUCGCAGGCCAGCAAGCUCAAGCGCCACAUGAAGACGCACAUGCACAAGGCCGGCUCCCUGGCCGGCCGCUCCGACGACGGGCUCUCGGCCGCCAGCUCCCCCGAGCCCGGCACCAGCGAGCUGGCGGGCGAGGGCCUCAAGGCGGCCGACGGCGACUUCCGCCACCACGAGAGCGACCCGUCGCUGGGCCACGAGCCGGAGGAGGAGGACGAGGAGGAGGAGGAGGAGGAGGAAGAGCUGCUGCUGGAGAACGAGAGCCGGCCCGAGUCGAGCUUCAGCAUGGACUCGGAGCUGAGCCGCAACCGCGAGAACGGCGGUGGUGGGGUGCCCGGGGUCCCGGGCGCGGGGGGCGGCGCGGCCAAGGCGCUGGCUGACGAGAAGGCGCUGGUGCUGGGCAAGGUCAUGGAGAACGUGGGCCUAGGCGCGCUGCCGCAGUACGGCGAGCUCCUGGCCGACAAGCAGAAGCGCGGCGCCUUCCUGAAGCGUGCGGCGGGCGGCGGGGACGCGGGCGACGACGACGACGCGGGCGGCUGCGGGGACGCGGGCGCGGGCGGCGCGGUCAACGGGCGCGGGGGCGGCUUCGCGCCGGGCACCGAGCCCUUCCCCGGGCUCUUCCCGCGCAAGCCCGCGCCGCUGCCCAGCCCCGGGCUCAACAGCGCCGCCAAGCGCAUCAAGGUGGAGAAGGACCUGGAGCUGCCGCCCGCCGCGCUCAUCCCGUCCGAGAACGUGUACUCGCAGUGGCUGGUGGGCUACGCGGCGUCGCGGCACUUCAUGAAGGACCCCUUCCUGGGCUUCACGGACGCACGACAGUCGCCCUUCGCCACGUCGUCCGAGCACUCGUCCGAGAACGGCAGCCUGCGCUUCUCCACGCCGCCCGGGGACCUGCUGGACGGCGGUCUCUCGGGCCGCAGCGGCACGGCCAGCGGAGGCAGCACCCCGCACCUGGGCGGCCCUGGCCCCGGGCGGCCCAGCUCCAAGGAGGGCCGCCGCAGCGACACGUGCGAGUACUGCGGCAAGGUGUUCAAGAACUGCAGCAACCUGACGGUGCACCGGCGGAGCCACACCGGCGAGCGGCCUUACAAGUGCGAGCUGUGCAACUACGCGUGCGCGCAGAGCAGCAAGCUCACGCGCCACAUGAAGACGCACGGGCAGAUCGGCAAGGAGGUGUACCGCUGCGACAUCUGCCAGAUGCCCUUCAGCGUCUACAGCACCCUGGAGAAACACAUGAAAAAGUGGCACGGCGAGCACUUGCUGACUAACGACGUCAAAAUCGAGCAGGCCGAGAGGAGCUAAGCGCGCGGGCCCCGGCGCCCCGCACCUGUACAGUGGAACUGUUGCCAACCGAGAGAAUGCUGACCUGACUUGCCUCCGUGUCACCGCCACCCCGCACCCCGCGUGUCCCCGGGGCCCAGGGGAGGCGGCACUCCAACCUAACCUGUGUCCGCGAAGUCCUAUGGAAACCCGAGGGUUGAUUAAGGCAGUACAAAUUGUGGAGCCUUUUAACUGUGCAAUAAUUUCUGUAUUUAUUGGGUUUUGUAAUUUUUUUGGCAUGUGCAGGUACUUUUUAUUAUUAUUUUUUCUGUUUGAAUUCCUUUAAGAGAUUUUGUUGGGUAUCCAUCCCUUCUUUAUUUUUUUUUUUAAAACCCAGUAGUAGCCUGAGCAAUGACUCGCAAUGUUAGAGGGGAAGCAUAUCUUUUAAAUUAUAAUUUGGGGGGAGGGGUGGUGCUGCUUUUUUGAAAUUUAAGCUAAGCAUGUGUAAUUUCUUGUGAAGAAGCCAACACUCAAAUGACUUUUAAAGUUGUUUACUUUUUCAUUCCUUCCUCUUUUUUUUUUGUCCUGAAAUAAAAAGUGGCAUGCAGGUUUUUUUUUAUUAUUAUUUUUUUUUUUUUGGUUUUUGUUUUUGGGGUGGGGGGUGUGGAUGUACAGCGGAUAACAAUCUUUAAAGUAGCACUUUGUUUCAGAAUUGGAAUGGAGAUGUAGCACUCAUGUCGUCCCGAGUCAAGCGGCCUUUUCUGUGUUGAUUUCGGCUUUCAUAUUACAUAAGGGAAACCUUGAGUGGUGGUGCUGGGGGAGGCACCCCACAGACUCAGCACCGCCAGAGAUAGGGUUUUGGAGGGCCCCUCUGGGAAAUGGCCCGACAGCAUUCUGAGGUUGUGCAUGACCAGCAGAUACCAUCCUGUUGGUUUGCCCUGGGGUGCCAUGGCUGCUAUUCGCUGUAGAUUAGGCUACAUAAAAUGGGCUGAGGGUACUUUUUUGGGGAGAUGGGGUGACCUGCAGUGACACAGAAAGGAAGAAACUAGCGGUGUUCUUUUAGGCGUUUUCUGGCUCGACGGCUUCUCUCUUUUUUUAAUCACCCCCACCACAUAAAUCUCAAAUCCUAUGUUGCUACAGGGGGUCAUCGAUCAUUUCCCAAGCAGACGAAUGCCCUAAUUAAUUGAAGUUAGUGUUCUCUCGUUUAAUGCACACUGAUGAUAUUGUAGGGAUGGGUGGGGUGGGGAUCUUGCAAAUUUCUAUUCUCUUUUACUGAAAAAGCAGGGGAUGAGUUCCAUCAGAAGCUGCCCAGCGCUACUUCCCAGGUUUUAUUUUUUUCUGUCUCAUUAGGUUGGAAGGUACUAAACAUUGAACUGUUAAGAUUAGACAUUUGAAUUCUGUUGACCCGCACUUUAAAGCUUUUGUUUGCAUUUAAAUUAAAUGGCUUCUAAACAAGAAAUUGCAGCAUAUUCUUCUCUUUGGCCCAGAGGUGGGUUAAACUGUAAGGGACAGCUGAGAUUGAGUGUCAGUGUUGCUAAGCGUGGCAUUCACAAUACUGGCACUAUAAAGAACAAAAUAAAAUAAUAAUUUAUAGGACAGUUUUUCUACUGCCAUUCAAUUUGAUGUGAGUGCCUUGAAAACUGAUCUUCCUAUUUGAGUCUCUUGAGACAAAUGCAAAACUUUUUUUUUUGAAAUGAAAAGACUUUUUAAAAAAGUAAAACAAGAAAAGUACAUUCUUUAGAAACUAACAAAGCCACAUUUACUUUAAGUAAAAAAAAAAAAAAAUUCUGGUUGAAGAUAGAGGAUAUGAAAUGCCAUAAGACCCAAUCAAAUGAAGAAAUAAACCCAGCACAACCUUGGACAUCCAUUAGCUGAAUUAUCCUCAGCCCCUUUUGUUUUUGGGACAACGCUGCUUAGAUAUGGAGUGGAGGUGAUUUACUGCUGAAUUAAAACUCAAGUGACACAAGUUACAAGUUGAUAUCGUUGAAUGAAAAGCAAAACAAAAACAAUUCAGGAACAACGGCUAAUUUUUUCUAAAGUUAAAUUUAGUGCACUCUGUCUUAAAAAUACGUUUACAGUAUUGGGUACAUACAAGGGUAAAAAAAAUUGUGUGUAUGUGUGUUGGAGCGAUCUUUUUUUUUUUCAAAGUUUGCUUAAUAGGUUAUACAAAAAUGCCACAGUGGCCGCGUGUAUAUUGUUUUCUUUUGGUGACGGGGUUUUAGUAUAUAUUAUAUAUAUUAAAAUUUCUUGAUUACUGUAAAAGUGGACCAGUAUUUGUAAUAAUCGAGAAUGCCUGGGCAUUUUACAAAACAAGAAAAAAAAUACCCUUUUCUUUUCCUUGAAAAUGUUGCAGUAAAAUUUAAAUGGUGGGUCUAUAAAUUUGUUCUUGUCACAGUAACUGUAAAGUCGGAGUUUUAGUAAAUUUUUUUCUGCCUUGGGUGUUGAAUUUUUAUUUCAAAAAAAAUGUAUAGAAACUUGUAUUUGGGGAUUCAAAGGGGAUUGCUACACCAUGUAGAAAAAGUAUGUAGAAAAAAAGUGCUUAAUAUUGUUAUUGCUUUGCAGAAAAAAAAAAUCACAUUUCUGACCUGUACUUAUUUUUCUCUUCCCGCCUCCCUCUGGAAUGGAUAUAUUGGUUGGUUCAUAUGAUGUAGGCACUUGCUGUAUUUUUACUGGAGCUCGUAAUUUUUUAACUGUAAGCUUGUCCUUUUAAAGGGAUUUAAUGUACCUUUUUGUUAGUGAAUUUGGAAAUAAAAAGAAAAAAAAAACAAAAACAAACAGGCUGCCAUAAUAUAUUUUUUUAAUUUGGCAGGAUAAAAUAUUGCAAAAAAAAAAAAAACGUUUGUAUGUUAAGUCCUAUUGUACAGGAGAAAAAGGGUUGUUUGACAACCUUUGAGAAAAAGAAACAAAAGGAAGUAGUUAAAUGCUUUGGUUCACAAAUCAUUUAGUUGUAUAUAUUUUUUGUCAGAAUUGGCCUACACAGAGAACCGUUCGUGUUGGGCUUCUCUCUGAACGCCCCGAACCUUGCAUCAAGGCUCCUUGGUGUGGCCACAGCAGACCGGAUGGGAAAUUAUUUGUGUUGAGUGGAAAAAAAUCAGUUUUUGUAAAGAUGUCAGUAACAUUCCACAUCGUCCUCCCUGUCUCUAAGAGGCCAUCAUCUCUAAGAUGUCAGAUGUAGAGGAGAGAGAGUGAGAGAACAUCUCCCUUCUCUACCAUCGCUUUUGUAGCGGUCACCACCACCACCUCUCCCGCCCUCACCAGCAGAAAGCAAUGCAAAUUGAGCUGCUUUAGUCCUUGAGAAAUUGUGAAACAAAUGCAAAUAUCAUAAAAGGAGCUGGUGAUUCAGCUGGGUCCAGGUGAAGUGACCUGCUGUUGAGACCGGUACAAAUUGGAUUUCAGGAAGGAGACUCCAUCACAGCCGGGACCUUUCGUACCAUGGAGAGUGUUGGCCUCUUGUCUUUCUUCCCUGCUUUGCUGCUUUGCUCUCUGAAACCUACAUUCCAUCACUUUCUGAAUGCGAGGGCCUGGGAUGAAUUUGGUGCCUUUCCAUAUCUCAUUCUCUCUCCUUCCCCUGCGUUUCCUCUCCAUCCUUCAUCCUCCAUUGGUCCUUUUUUUUUUUUUUCCAUUUUUUAUUUAAUUUCUUUUCUUUCUUCCUAUCUGUUCCUCCCCUAAUCCUCUUUUUUAUUUUUAUUUUUUUUUGUAAAGCCAAGUAGCUUUAAGAUAAAGUGGUGGUCUUUUGGAUGAGAGAAUAAUGCAUUUUUAAAUAAAAUACCAAUAUCAGGAAGCCAUUUUUUAUUUCAGGAAAUGUAAGAAACCAUUAUUUCAGGUUAUGAAAGUAUAACCAAGCAUCCUUUUGGGCAAUUCCUUACCAAAUGCAGAAGCUUUUCUGUGCGAUGCACUCUUUCCUCCUUGCCACUUACCUUUGCAAAGUUAAAAAAAAAAAAAAGGGGGGAGGGAAUGGGAGAGAAAGCUGAGAUUUCAGUUUCCUACUGCAGUUACCUACCUGCAGAUCCAGGGGCUGCUGUUGCCUUUGGAUGCCCCGUUGAGGUCCUAGAGUGCCUCCAGGGUGGUCCUCCUGUAGUCAUAACAGCUAGCCAGUGCUCACCAGCUUACCAGAUUGCCAGGACUAAGCCAUCCCAAAGCACAAGCAUUGUGUGUCUCUGUGACUGCAGAGAAGAGAGAAUUUUGCUUCUGUUUUGUGUUUAAAAAACCAACACGGAAGCAGAUGAUCCCAAGAGAGAGGCCUCUAGCAUGGGUGACCCAGCCGACCUCAGGCCGGUUUCCGCACUGCCACAACUUUGUUCAAAGUUGCCCCUAAUUGGAACCCGCCACUUGCCAUUAGAGGGUCUUUCAUGGGGAGAGAAGGAGACUGAAUUACUCUAAGCAAAAUGUGAAAAGUAAGGAAAUCAGCCUUUCAUCCCGGUCCUAAGUAACCGUCAGCCGAAGGUCUUGUGGAACGCAGGCAAACCCGUGAUUUUGGUGCUCCUUGUAACUCAGCCCUGCAAAGCAAAGUCCCAUUGAUUUAAGUUGUUUGCAUUUGUACUGGCAAGGCAAAAUAUUUUUAUUACCUUUUCUAUUACUUAUUGUAUGAGCUUUUGUUGUUUACUUGGAGGUUUUGUCUUUUACUACAAGUUUGGAACUAUUUAUUAUUGCUUGGUAUUUGUGCUCUGUUUAAGAAACAGGCACUUUUUUUUAUUAUGGAUAAAAUGUUGAGAUGACAGGAGGUCAUUUCAAUAUGGCUUAGUAAAAUAUUUAUUGUUCCUUUAUUCUCUGUACAAGAUUUUGGGCCUCUUUUUUUCCUUAAUGUCACAAUGUUAAGUUCAGCAUGUGUCUGCCAUUUCAUUUGUACGCUUGUUCAAAACCAAGUUUGUUCUGGUUUCAAGUUAUAAAAAUAAAUUGGACAUUUAACUUGA